AUGGUCAUUCGGGCAACAUCAGGACUUGUUGGUCAUGACCAUAAUAUUGAUGAUGCCAGGGCCGAAGGCGAGGGCAUCAACAAUAUUAUGAAUACGUUAUCCAUACCUGCUGAUUUUAAUAACCAAUAUAUCCAUGAAAAAUGCACUCCAAGAAAUAAUUUGGUGAUGUUGAAAACUCAUAAGAGUGGAAGCAGUACUUUACAGAACAUCAUCUUAAGAUAUGCGGAGAAACACAACUUAAGUGUUGUAUUGCCGAAAGAAGGGCACCAACUUGGUUAUCCAGAAAACUUUGAUCUAGCUGAUAUCAUCCGUGCUCCCUGGGGCCAGUACAAUAUUCUUACGAACCACGUAAGAUUCAGUCCAGACAAGUCCAUCAUGGGCAUGGGGUUCCGAUCUACCCAGUUCUUUGUGGCGACACUUGUAUUUUGCGUAGCACUACAAGGGAAGUUCGAAUCCCUCUUCAAUUACUACAGACUAGGCGAUGUUGUUCGCGUCCGCAGCCUGACAGACCCACUGAGCACCUUUCUGCGAUCUCCUCAUUCGUACCCUCGCAAUUACUUCACUAAAAACAACUACAUGUACGACCUGGGAUUUAGCGAAGAUGAUUGGAAUACGCCCGAUAAAAUACGAGAUAUUAUCAGAACCGUUGAUAAGAUAUUUGAUUUCGUUUUCAUAUCAGAAUAUUUCGACGAGUCGUUGAUUUUGUUACGGCAUGCGAUGUGUUGGAGCAUCCGAGACAUCGCUUACUUCAGCGUCAACGUACGCCAUCGAAGUUCUACCAGAGCAGUGACCCCCUGGAUGGAGCAACAGAUAAAAAAGUGGAACGUCGGAGACUACCAACUGUACCGGUACUUCAAUAAAACAUUCUGGCAAAAGGUUUACAAGUUCGGAAUCAAGAGGAUGGAAAAGGAGAAGCAUGAUUUACAGAGAGAAAUACAGAUCUACAUAGAGAGAUGUAUCGAUGACGUCACAGUUAACGGCAAAGGAAUUUGGCACUUGGAUGGCGUGUAUAUAAACAGUUAUAAAUUGAAACCGUCGGCUCGAAAUGACGUUGAAUGCAUUGGCAUGACGAAACCGGAACUGACCUUUACACAAGAGCUAGUUUCAAAGCAAAGACGGCGCAAUAAAGAAUUCAGAUUACAAAACAACGGCACCUUAGGCAGGCCAUUUUCACGGAUAACCCUAAAUGGGGAAUUACGUUACUGA
Messenger RNA from Saccoglossus kowalevskii, 1206 nucleotides. RefSeq names its product galactose-3-O-sulfotransferase 3-like. Gene Ontology annotation, molecular function: galactosylceramide sulfotransferase activity. The record is from RefSeq and is a predicted model, not a curated record. Gene Ontology annotation, cellular component: membrane. Gene Ontology annotation, biological process: glycolipid biosynthetic process. Lineage: Eukaryota; Metazoa; Hemichordata; Enteropneusta; Harrimaniidae.